AUGUCUAAACGAAUCAAUACAUUCUUUCAGCCCAUCCCAUCUAAGAAGCCCAAGCAGGAACUGGCCGAAAAAUGUUCGGUCACCCACCAUCCUACCUACCCCUUUGCUAUCCGCGACCUCCCCUCUAGUAUCUCCACACCCCUGGUCAACAGAGAUAGCCCGGAAGGCAAACACAUCGCGAGCCAACCACACCUGGACCUCCUUUACUUUACUCCAUUCGUGCCGCCCCCACUGUCACGCCAACUGUUCCACUUCCUCCGACGGGAACUCCCCUUCUACCGCGUCUGCUACACCAUCAACCGCGGCGGCCUCUCCACAGAGGUCAAGACCCCACGGUACACAACCGUCUUUGGGGUAGACAGUACGUCGCGAUUUGCCACUGAAUGGGAGUCGACCACUUUGCUCGACUCGGCGUCGAACCAGCCCGCCCCGGAAAAUAAGUACAGGGUCCCACCACGACCGAUCCCCCCCUGCCUCGACGCCCUCCGUCAGUGCGUCGAAGCGGCCACCAACCGCCGGGGACACUACAACUUCAUUCUCGUUAACUACUACGCCACGGGGGAUGAUAGCAUUGCGUACCACUCCGACGACGAGCGGUUCCUCGGCGCGCAGCCCAUUAUCGCAUCGCUGUCGCUCGGCGGGACGCGUGAUUUUUUCCUCAAACGCAAGUCCGCCCCCCCGGGGAGCGCAGGAAAGAUCCCACCACCGAUGAAAUUCGCCAUGGCGUCCGGUGACAUGGUCAUCAUGCAGGGUGAGACCCAGGCGCAUUGGCUGCACGGGCUGCCGAAGCGGAGGGGAUCGACGGGUCGACAGGGGAGAAUCAACAUCACCUUGCGGCGGGCGGUGAUUCCCGAGGGGACGAAUAAUUAUUAUCGGUAUAAUGUUGGUCAGGGAGAGAUGUACCGGUGGUGUUCGGCGAAGGGAGAGAUGCCGACCAUGCUGAACAUGGAUCGAAAAAUGAAGUGCAUCAACUAG
Molecule: messenger RNA, 975 nt
Organism: Aspergillus candidus
Lineage: Eukaryota; Fungi; Ascomycota; Eurotiomycetes; Eurotiales; Aspergillaceae
Product: alpha-ketoglutarate-dependent dioxygenase AlkB family protein
Exons: 2
Coding region: 1-975 (324 amino acids)
Biological process (GO): DNA repair
Source: RefSeq, a predicted model, not a curated record